This is a messenger RNA of Torulaspora globosa, 261 nucleotides long. It is a transcript of the gene MDM35, whose product is annotated as Mdm35p. NCBI's taxonomy places the organism in Eukaryota, Fungi, Ascomycota, Saccharomycetes, Saccharomycetales, Saccharomycetaceae. The transcript has a single exon. The coding region runs from base 1 to 261 and encodes 86 amino acids. The record is from RefSeq and is a predicted model, not a curated record.
AUGGGGAACGCAAUGUCUGCCAGUUUUGCACCGGAAUGCACCGAGCUGAAGAAGCAGUACGAUGACUGUUUCAACGAGUGGUACAGCGAGAAGUUUCUCAAGGGGAAGUCGAUCGAGAACGAGUGUUCGAAGCAGUGGUACGCGUACACGACGUGUGUGGACGCGAAUCUCGUGAAGCAGGGAAUCAAGCCGGCGCUUGACGAGGCCCGCAAGGAGGCGCCCUUCGAGAACGGCGGGGCCAUCGAACAGCAGGACCAGUAG